Anopheles bellator is the source of this 641-nucleotide messenger RNA. Its product is annotated as ADP-ribosylation factor-like protein 2-binding protein. Gene Ontology annotation, cellular component: mitochondrial intermembrane space. Gene Ontology annotation, biological process: positive regulation of tyrosine phosphorylation of STAT protein; maintenance of protein location in nucleus. The transcript has 2 exons. The record is from RefSeq and is a predicted model, not a curated record. Lineage: Eukaryota; Metazoa; Arthropoda; Insecta; Diptera; Culicidae. The coding region runs from base 1 to 441 and encodes 146 amino acids.
AUGGAUUUCGAAGAAAAUUUUCUCAGACGACAAAGUUCUAGUGAAUAUUUUGACACAGUAAUAGGGCAUAUCGAGGACAUCGUUAUUGGCCAGGAAUUUCAGAGCAUGGUAAACCAAUUCAUGGAGUGCUACUACUACGAAUUCGAGACGAGUGAAGAGAACAAAAUAGUCUACACAGAAAUUUAUCAGAAGUAUACCAACAUGAUCGAGGCGCACAUCGUCGAAAAUCUCAACCAAAAGAUGAGUUGUUUCGAUAUGGAUUUGUUCGCGAUGGAGCUGGAAAACAAAAAGACACAGCUUGACGGAGAAAUAUUUGAACUACUCUACACCUUGACGGAUUUUCUGGCAUUCAAAGACAUGGUGCUGGACUAUAAGGCGUUCAAGGAAGGAACCUAUGACGAUCUCAGCAAAGGAAUAAGUGUAACUGGCUUGCAAAAGUAAUCGGGUGAAAUCUGUUGUGAUGGACGAAUUGAAACGUACAACGAAGGGUUAAAGUACAUAACCUUGUUUAUUGUAAUUUUAGAAGUAUAUGAUCAAGGAGUGGUGUUCGCUUGCUCCUAAUGCAUCAGAAUUUCGGUUUGGAUAAGUCGACUGUUCGUGUCACCGGGCAUACGAUAAGGCACCAUCGCCGCCAUAUUUGU